AUGGCCUCGUACCAUCCGGGCUCGAGCGGUGGCCUGCAUCUGAUGAAUGGCUCCGCUUCGGUUGCCGGGCGCAUGGCCAGUGGGCCGGGCAUAGCAACGGCGGCCGACUACUUCGCCGCCAUGUUUUCGCCCGCCCAGUCGCCAGGUCCGCUUAAAUCGGAACGUCGCCCCACCGGACUCGCCUGCCACCCCAACCCCAACCCCAACCUUAACCCCAACAUCAACGCCAAUGUCAACGUGAACAUCCACGAACCGGUAGAACCUACUUCGACUACCGCCGCAACAGCAGCGUCUGCGGCGGCAGCGGCUGCGGCAGCGGCUGCUGCUGCCGCCGCGGCCGCCAACAGUCUGGUCGACUACGCCGUGGCGGGACUCGGUUCCAACCACGCCUACGAGACGGAGCGCUGGUGUCCGGCGGCCUAUCCGAUUGGAGGAGUCGUCGUCGGUGCCUCGAGUCCGCUCGCCAACACGGUCUCGAAUCCGGCCGCAGCAGAAUGCGGAAUGACGCAACUGUUGUCACGUCACAUGCUCGAGCCGGCCUCGGUGGCUGCUCGUCUCGAGGGCGGAUUCAACGAAACCGGCGUGUACACAAACGGACCGACGUCCGGCGUCAACGGUCUCUUCCCAACGGCCAGACAGUUGAGUUCAGUCGGACUGACGAAUCACGAGGCCGGACUUGGCGCAGCCAGGCCCCUGGCAACCGGACUCAUGUCGACCCCUGACGGCCAGACUGGAUACACCGGCCUCGAGAUGUUGGCACCGCCGGCGAAUGUCUAUUCCGGUGGCCUCGGCUACGCCUCGCACACCCUCGAGAUGGACGCCAGUCGGUGGAUUGAGCAGGCUCUGCACUCGUCCGUGGCCGGUGCCGCCGGUUUCACACGUCGACCGGCUGCUUUUCCCACCUGCAGAACGUGUAAGUCGGUUGGUGGACACACUUUACCCUCGCAGCCCAUUGUUGCCAUGGCGAAUCGCCUAAAAAGACCGAUCAUCCUACCACCCAUAAUCUGUACACGACAUGAGUGGAUGAGGGAUCAAUCGAUAAAACGAUACAAACCCUCUGCUCCAGCUCACAUCACUGCAGUAAUUGAGCUGGUUUGA
Molecule: messenger RNA, 1098 nt
Organism: Protopolystoma xenopodis
Lineage: Eukaryota; Metazoa; Platyhelminthes; Monogenea; Polystomatidea; Polystomatidae
Source: the annotation of a GenBank genome assembly